AUGCUUCUCAACCGCAUUGUCUUUAUUACGGCAAACCUAGGCCUGUUGGCUUUCGCUAUCUGGCUGCUCUACCUCGGGCACUGGAUGAUAGUGCUGCCAGGCUGGUAUGUCUACGAACUGCUUGUCACUCGACUUGGCAGUGAGCCGUCCUCGCAACGACGCCAUACCUUCUCGAUCGAUUCUGCCUUCCAUAUUAGCCAAGAGGUGACAGCCGAUCUGACAACCGAGAGCCAUUUUGAGCUCGGCCUCUUCCUUCUCUUGUCUGGCCUCCUGUUGGUCGCUCUUGUUCUGCUGGCCUUCACUCUUCUCAUCAUACGUCGAAGGGCCCUCAUCAAGACUUAUCUCGUCUUCUUGUUGCUAUUGCAGAUAAUCCUUGUUGUGCUUCUAAGCCUUUGGUGUCAUAAUCACACUGAAAUGCAAAUCAUAGUUGAGCGCAUAGCAAGAAACACUUUGUUGCGACAUUAUCGUCUGGGAUCAGGCCGAAGCAGUCCUGGUAACCGGAGUGCAGGUACAGAUGGAGUCAGAGCCAACGUGAACCAGAGGGGCGAUAUUACAUAUAUGCAGGAGGGAAUCCAGCACCUGAUAGAUCAGAUACAGCUGCGCCUGGCUUGCUGUGGUGGCAAGAGUCACCUCGAUUUUGUAAGUUCACCUGGUUAUCUGCCCAGUCUGGUCGAGGUUCCACCCUCCUGUUGUCAUCAGGGUCUGGUUGAGAUGACCACUUGUCUAGCCAAACCGAGCCCGGAGAACAGUCACAUGAACCGCCCAUGUGGCCAAGCCAUCUGGAAAGAAUGGCUUGCCGACCAAUACAAGAGCGUUGUAUGCGUGCUAGUCACUGCAAACCUGGCCAACAUCCUCCUACUUGUGCUCGGUUCAGUUAUGCUUUUCUACCAGCUGCCUUGA
Messenger RNA from Protopolystoma xenopodis, 900 nucleotides. The record is from the annotation of a GenBank genome assembly. NCBI's taxonomy places the organism in Eukaryota, Metazoa, Platyhelminthes, Monogenea, Polystomatidea, Polystomatidae.